Molecule: messenger RNA, 1545 nt
Organism: Oryza brachyantha (malo sina)
Lineage: Eukaryota; Viridiplantae; Streptophyta; Magnoliopsida; Poales; Poaceae
Product: GDP-mannose 3,5-epimerase 2
Exons: 7
Coding region: 128-1243 (371 amino acids)
Molecular function (GO): NAD binding; GDP-mannose 3,5-epimerase activity
Source: RefSeq, a predicted model, not a curated record
ACUUGCCGUUGCUGCCGCCGCUCCCUCCCGUCUCGUCGUCCGCUCGGCUCUGCUCUCGUCUCCUCCUCCUCGCGCGAGUUCGCCGGCCCGCCGAUCUUCCGUCGUCCUGCUGUUACAUCCUCACCGAAUGGCGCUCAACGAGGAGUACACAUAUGCGGAGCUGGAGAAGGAGCCCUACUGGCCAUUUGAGAAGCUGAGGAUCUCGAUUACCGGAGCCGGCGGGUUCAUCGCGUCGCACAUCGCGAGGCGCCUCAAGGGCGAGGGGCACUACAUCAUUGCCUCCGACUGGAAGAGGAAUGAGCACAUGGCCGAGGAGAUGUUCUGCCAUGAGUUCCAUCUUGUUGACUUGAGGGUGAUGGACAACUGCCUCAAGGUGACCACAGGGGUUGACCAUGUCUUCAACCUCGCCGCCGAUAUGGGAGGGAUGGGCUUCAUCCAGUCCAACCACUCUGUUAUCAUGUACAACAACACCAUGAUCAGCUUUAACAUGCUCGAGGCCGCUAGAAUUAAUAGCGUGAAAAGGUUCUUUUAUGCUUCAAGUGCUUGUAUCUACCCCGAAUUUAAGCAGUUGGACACUGUAGUUAGCUUGAAGGAAUCAGAUGCUUGGCCUGCAGAGCCUCAAGAUGCAUAUGGCUUGGAAAAACUUGCUACUGAGGAACUGUGCAAGCACUACACAAAGGAUUUUGGCAUCGAAUGUCGUGUUGGCCGCUUCCAUAAUAUCUAUGGUCCCUUUGGAACAUGGAAGGGUGGAAGGGAGAAGGCACCUGCUGCUUUCUGCAGAAAAGCUCUAACCUCCACUGAUCGUUUUGAGAUGUGGGGGGAUGGUCUGCAAACUAGAUCCUUCACGUUUAUUGAUGAAUGUGUGGAGGGUGUCCUCAGGUUGACAAAGUCUGAUUUCCGUGAGCCUGUAAACAUUGGAAGCGACGAAAUGGUCAGCAUGAACGAGAUGGCUGAGAUAGUCCUCAGUUUUGAGAACAAGCAGCUGCCCAUCCACCACAUUCCAGGUCCAGAGGGUGUCCGUGGUCGCAACUCCGACAACACGCUCAUCAAAGAGAAGCUUGGCUGGGCUCCAACCAUGAGGCUGAAAGAUGGCCUGAGGAUCACAUACUUCUGGAUCAAGGAGCAGCUGGAGAAGGAGAAGGCCGAGGGCGUUGACCUGUCGGCCUACGGGUCGUCCAAGGUUGUGCAGACGCAGGCGCCAGUGCAGCUCGGCUCCCUCCGUGCAGCUGAUGGCAAGGAGUAAGCUCUCACUCACCCUGUGCAGGAAACAGGCAUCAUCACUGCUACUGGUUUCAGAAUUCAGAUGCCAUAUGAUGGUUGCCAGCCACCACAAAUCCACAGUCUAUACAAUUUCUUGAUUCGGUUUUUGGGCUUGACUUUGCAUAAAGUUUUACUAGUCUGCGUUUUACAUUUCUUUUGUGUUGUAAACUAAACCGCUUUUAUACAAGAGGGUGCUAAAUGGUAUAGCAUUACAGGGGAAAGAUAUCACAAGAACAAUGAAAUUAAGAAUUGAUGAUAUAUGGCCUGAGCUGUUGAGCGUUCUUA